AUGGGCAUCGUCGAACUCCCCUCAGCAACGGUCAGGCAGCUCGGUGCGUCAUUAGACAUUGUGGAUCCGUUGGCACUCACAAAGGAGCUCCUGGAAAACUCAAUUGAUGCGGGCGCGACGCAUAUCAGUAUUCUGAUCUCGGCCAACACGGUCGACAAGAUACUCGUCCGCGAUAAUGGCUUUGGGAUCCCGCCAGCUGAUUUCGAUGCGCUUGGUCGGAGAUCUCAUACGAGCAAGUUGGAGACAAUCGACGAUCUCCAAAAGCGUGGGAUAAAGACCUUGGGUUUCAGGGGACAAGCUCUCGCAAGCGCUAACUCUAUCGCUGCUAUUACAAUCACGACACGAGCGCGUGGUGAUGCUAUGGCUUCCCAGCUCCGUUUGAAAUCUGGUGUCGGUGGGGUGGAGGGGAGGGAUGUCACGCCGGCACCAAUGGGAACCACAGUCAAGGCCGAAUUCCUGUUUGAAAAAAUGCCAAUCAGAAAACGUUAUGCCGUCAAGGAGAGCCAGAAGACGCUGUCGAAGAUCAAGGAGUUACUUCGAGCUUACGCCCUCGCUCGGCCAGAUAUCAAACUAUCUUUUAAAGUCCUCAACGACUCGAAGAAUGGAUGGGACUAUGCACCCUCUCGUAUAGCCACGCUGCAGGAUGCGGCGAUGCAGAUAUUUGGGAGGGACUUACUAAACCAGUGUACCUAUGUUGGGACGACGCGGGACUUCCCCAACGUAGAAUAUGAACUCAAUGUUGGCGAGGGUGUUGUGAUGGGCUUGCAGGCCUUUUUACCAAAGCCUGGAUUCGACCUUAAAAAAGCGAAAGCUAAGGGGAGGUUCUUUUCAGUCAAUUCGAGGCCAAUCACAUCCAAUCGCGGGAUAUCUUUGAGAUUCAUCUCUACCGUCAAGACCUUUCUCUCCGAAGCUAGCGGCGAUCACGCCGCCACAAGCCGUGUUUCGAUUCCGUUCAUCCAACUAAACAUCCAAUGUGACCCAGAUCGUUAUGAUGUGAAUGUAACACCUCUUAAAGACGAGCUACUCUUUGCAGAGGAAGAAAAAGUUAUGAGAUGUUUCGAGGCCCUUUGUCGCAAAACUUAUCAGCAGUCAGCUCAGGAGGCGCAUCAGCCGGAGGAUAAUCCAAGACAAGGUGUUGAUUUCUCGGGAAUGCUUCAAGGUGUCGGCAAGCACCCUACGCCGGAUACUUCGCCCCUGGGAAAGGAUACUAGCCUCUCUAUGUACAACAAGAUGAACAGGCAAAACGAGAGCCUGCAAAUUGGACAAUCUCUACCGAACAAGAAGGCAAGCAACUCGGAUGUUCAAGAGGGGACAGGCGAAUCCACUUCGUAUGCCCCAAUGCGAACGGGAUUUGGAGUUAAUCUUGAUCGCACCCAGAGCAACGGUACUGAUAAGGUCAGCAGCAGUGAUGAAGUCAUGAUUCAGAUUCCCCUGAGGCCAUUGCUGCCGAACAAAUGCGUAUCGACAAAGGGAAAGCCGAAGGCUUCCGCGUCCCUACCUGGCCAAGCACUUUCCAUGGGAGAUAUCCAUCGAUAUUUCAAGCCCACAAAUCAGUAUGAUUUUGAGAUUGCUACUGACGAUACUGCAACUGAAACAAACCAAUCAGCCGCUCCGCCAUCCCCACAGCCUAUGUCAUCGGAACGAAUUGGAGAUCGUCGACUGCCCCUGCAACCAGUCCGAGAGGGAAGGUUGAAUAUUCUCAAUAAUGAAAACGGGGAUACCUCGAGGCUUGAUCAUGACAACGGGUCCGAGGCAUAG
This is a messenger RNA of Clonostachys rhizophaga, 1758 nucleotides long. Lineage: Eukaryota; Fungi; Ascomycota; Sordariomycetes; Hypocreales; Bionectriaceae. The record is from the annotation of a GenBank genome assembly.